CCUGACAUGACCGCAUUAGCGAAAUAUAUAACCAAAGGCGACCAAUAUAUCCCUAUCAUUAGCCCGCCUUUGCAAAAUAUAAAAAAGAAAAUUUUAAAAAUCGUUUCCUUUAUCUUAACAGUACUAAAAUGGAUUCUUUGCUACUUUCGGAAGAAAUAAACCAGCUAAAGAAACUACGUGAACACUAUGAAUAUCAGUUGAAAUUGGUGGGCCUGGAAAUGUGUGAUCUGGAUGAUAAUCUUCAUUUGUUGUUGGACGAUUGUGUGGAACUACAACGUGUUACCAAUGUACAAGAUUUAACGCUGUUAAAUUUGAAAUCAUUUUACUACAAAAAGAAGAAGGAACAUGUAGAGAACGAAGUAAUUAUUGCCAAGUUGAAAAAUGAAAUAAAAAAGCAACAGGAAGAAUUGGAAAAAGAACAAGCGGAAUGUAAUCUUCUGGAGAAAUUUACAACUUCCAUUAGCAAACGUCUGGUGUCUGAGGCUCAAAUGCAAACCACAACAAUGGACAUAGAAGCGAAUAUGAAAAGUCUACAAGAUCGUUUGGAUGCUUUAGCUAUACCGGAAGAUUUUAACAUCGAUGAAUUAAUAAAAAAGGUGAAUUUACUUAGAAAGGAUAAAAGCAAGGAAAAAUAAAGUAUAACCUAUAUUUACCACGGUGUUACUAAAUACAGCAUUGUAUGUUAAUGAGAUCAAAUCACAAAAUUUAAAGAUUUACCUGUACAAAAAUAAAUUCAAAUACAAUUGCCACGAUUUUUCCCAAUGUUUUCCAAAAAACGUUUGGUUUCCUUCAUAAAAAGUGAUUAAAAUUGGAAAUAAGUUGCGUGGAAUUAACCUAGUUUAGUGAAAGUUUUAAACGGGAAAGUAGCUUGUAGGAUGGACCUGGCUACCUUCGACCCAAAUUUUUAUAAAUCCCCCAAAAAGUAAAAAUUAUAUCGGCUGAGGUUAUCUAAACUUUUUAGGAAGUUAUAGCAAAAUAAUCAAAUCUUGGACCCAGAUUUAUUGUAAAACUCCUAAAAAGGGGAAAAAGGGUUCAUUAUGGGAGUCAAUAUAAUAUAUGCCAGAUCAUGGCUGACAUUCAAAUCUACACAGAAAAUAAGGUGGUCUUCAGUUACAUAGACUUAGAUCUACGAGACCCAAUUCAUAGAUGGAUGAUUGCUUAGAUCUUAUAGUCAUGGGUUUAACGCUGAAUUUUAUUGCAACUGAAUUUAAAGCCAUAGAAAAGACAAUUGGUUUCGUGAGUUAACUGACCACCGGUAGAGAGAACAGUCUAAUCACUUAGAUCCUUGUAUAGCUAUGAUUUUUUUUGGGACUAGUCGAAAAUACCAAUUGAAAUCAAAUGACUCAGCAAUGGCUGUGGGACUAGAAAAACAAAACAUAAUGAGCUCAUUCUACGAGCUAGGUUCUUAUACUAAAAUUCAGAGCCACAAAUGUUAGGGGGAAGUGCUUUUCUUCGUUAUUUAUUUUUUUUUCUUUUGUUUCUAUAAAUCAAAUAAAUCGUCCUGCUUCUGCCCGACAACACAAACCCAGAUAAUAAAACACUCGAAUAUAUCUUUUUCAAUAUUUUUAAUUACAUCGUGUAUUUUCCUUGAAAUAAUUAUUUUCUUUUAAAAAAUGACAAAAUAUAUAUGAAAUAUUUAUAAUUCUUCUUAAUAAAAAAAUGUUUAUCAAA
Musca domestica (house fly) is the source of this 1671-nucleotide messenger RNA. Its product is annotated as augmin complex subunit wac. The record is from RefSeq and is a predicted model, not a curated record. The transcript has 5 exons. The coding region runs from base 129 to 635 and encodes 168 amino acids. NCBI's taxonomy places the organism in Eukaryota, Metazoa, Arthropoda, Insecta, Diptera, Muscidae.